AAUCCUCCAACCACAAAGAUGGAUCUGGUUGAGUUUUCUUCUUCUUUCGACUGUACACCUUGAUGUCCCCAUCAGUAACAAUGUCUUGUAACAUUCAGCUUGUACCGGUGACAAAUUUCAAUUUGCUCUUGAGGCUAACCGACGUUCAAACAUGGUCUGCCUACAACUUUAUGCAAAAGAGAUUGAACCUUUUCCGGGAGAUUCUUCUGCAUCGUCAAUAUUUUCUCGUCAUUUCAUUGUUCAAGGAAGUAUUUCAUCAAAAGGCCAUGAACCAAAGGAACUUGUGAGGCGAUUAUGCCUGUGGAGAGAUUUGAUGGCUCGUAUUCAUGAUGAAAGCUUGAGAUAUGUAUUAUCAGAUCAAGCCAUUGUUGCUCUUGCACAUAAAGUUCCCAAGACUCCAACAGAAAUAUAUGACACCAUACAUAACGCUGAUAUGAAUUUGGAUACUAUUAGUUCUUCCCUCCCAUCUCCAUCUCCUGUUAUUUGCAGUCAUCUGGAGGACUUUGAUUACCUCCUCCAGGAGAAAACGGGCAACCUAGAUGAUUAUUUUGUCAGAAUUCUUCAAAAUCAUCUAGGACAAAAUGCAAGUUGUCCACUUUCUGUUUAUAACUAUGCCCUAUUAUCGGUGUCCAGCUUGAAAACAGCAAAUCUAAUAUUUCUCAAACAAGAUGGAGGUAAAACAAUGAAACAGGUUGGUCGGAAGGCUUCACGAGAUCUAUUUGUACAAAAAUUCUCAUGCAAAGCUCCAGUUUAUCAUAACUGUAGGAUUCAUGCAAGUGACGGUCGGUUGCUUUGUUAUUGUGAUCGCAGAAAGCUUGAGUGGUAUCUUCGACGGGAUCUGGCAAAACUCAUUGAUAAUGAUCCCCCAGCUAUAAUGCUUCUGUUUGAACCCAAAGGUCGUCCAGAAGAUGAAGGCAAUGAUUUUUAUAUCCAAAGUAAAAAGAAUAUAUGUGUUGGUUGUGGUGAAAGGAAUCAUUAUUUACGCUACCGAAUAAUACCCUCAUGUUAUAGAAUACACUUUCCUGAGCAUUUGAAAAGUCACCGUUCUCAUGACAUCGUCCUUCUUUGUGUGGACUGUCAUGAAGUUGCGCAUUCUGCUGCUGAGAAAUAUAAGAGACAAAUAGCUGCAGAAUUUGGAAUUCCACUUUUCGUUAGAAAAGUGGCUGAUUCAGGGCAAACUCAAGCUAUUACAGGGACAUCUGGAAUUGUGGAGAACCUUGAGGAAGCAGGUGUGUCUCCUUUGCAGUUACGAAUUGCAACUAUGGCUCUUCUUCGCCAUGGACCAAGAAUGCCAUCCAAACGCCGUGAAGAGCUGAAACUGAUUGUCAUGAAAUACUUUGGAGGAAGGGAAAUAUCCGAGGAAGAUUUAGAAAGAGCUCUGUUGGAUGGCAUGAGUCCUCAUGAGAGAAGAAGACUUGAAAAGAAAAGAGGAUUGUCCAUCAAACAUUCAUUAGGGAAUAUCCUUUCAAAUGAGGCCCAUGGGAAUAAUAUCAAAGAUAACGGUGCAUCUGUUUUGGUGGAACCGUCAGGAGUUGAUAUUUCUGAUGAUAUAUGUAGUCAGGGAAAGACAGAUUGUAGCACACAAGGGGGUGAAAAUCUUCUGAAGGAAAUGGAUAUUAGUGCAAGUAAUAUGCCCAUGUGUUCUGAUUUUAAUGUCAAUAGGGGGUCAUCUACUGGGGAUGGUGAGGAUGAUGCUAGGAGAAUGUUUGAGGGUGAAAACGAUAUGGAAACUGUUAGUGAUCAUGAAAGUAGGUCAUCAAAUGGAAAUGUUGAUUGUGGUAGACCGAUAGAAAUUCCCCCUUCCAAGCACAAUCCAAAGUUAUCAGUGUUAGGACAUGGUCCCCAUGGGACACAAGUGGUUGAUCAUAUAUUAAAGGAGCUUGGGGAGGACGGCAUUCGGAAAUUUUGCCAAAGGUGGAGACAAGUCUUUGUGGAUGCCAUUAACCCCCGUUUCUUACCUGCCGGUUGGGACAUUAAGCACAGGGUUUAACAUUGGAACACUAUUUUUGCCAGCGGUAGGCGGGACUUUGGUGAAUACAGUGUAUACAAUCCUGCCAAAAAAGAUUGAACUAGAGUUCAGGAUGGAUUAAAUGGUCAAAGCAAACUUCCAAGCGAGGGAGAUGGGACACAAAGCAGACCAUACAUGCAGUUGCUUAUGCUUUAACACAAAUUAUUUGGAAGGUGGGCUGUUUCUUGUUAUCCUAAUUCUGGAUCAUUCUAGAACUGAGGUACAAGAGUGAACACUUUGCCUAAGUUCUUUAAUUUUCAUGUUUCCAUGUUAUAAAAUUAAUCAUUUUACUCAAUUAACACUUUGGAACACCAUUUCAAUUGCUCUAGUUAUUGCCUUGUGGAUAGGCUUGCGCAGGAGAAAUUUUUCAUUCUUAAUGGAGACUACAUUCUUUGGCA
Molecule: messenger RNA, 2406 nt
Organism: Macadamia integrifolia
Lineage: Eukaryota; Viridiplantae; Streptophyta; Magnoliopsida; Proteales; Proteaceae
Product: protein RRP6-like 3
Exons: 6
Coding region: 152-1990 (612 amino acids)
Biological process (GO): nuclear polyadenylation-dependent antisense transcript catabolic process; exonucleolytic trimming to generate mature 3'-end of 5.8S rRNA from tricistronic rRNA transcript (SSU-rRNA, 5.8S rRNA, LSU-rRNA); nuclear polyadenylation-dependent snoRNA catabolic process
Cellular component (GO): nuclear exosome (RNase complex); nucleolus
Molecular function (GO): nucleotide binding; nucleic acid binding; 3'-5'-RNA exonuclease activity
Source: RefSeq, a predicted model, not a curated record